Messenger RNA from Sphaerodactylus townsendi, 1379 nucleotides. RefSeq names its product cannabinoid receptor 2 (gene CNR2). NCBI's taxonomy places the organism in Eukaryota, Metazoa, Chordata, Lepidosauria, Squamata, Sphaerodactylidae. The coding region runs from base 214 to 1299 and encodes 361 amino acids. Gene Ontology annotation, biological process: cannabinoid signaling pathway. The transcript has 2 exons. The record is from RefSeq and is a predicted model, not a curated record. Gene Ontology annotation, cellular component: membrane. Gene Ontology annotation, molecular function: cannabinoid receptor activity.
UCAUGGCUUGGUGGUUACAAUUCUCUGGACAUUUCUUCUUUCCACAGAACCGCCCCUCUUCUGCUAGAGCAGCGAGCAACAUUCAGGUUGCUUUCCACGGCUUUCUCACUGCUGGUGAAGGAACUGGAAGGAGUCACUCAGUUUCUCCAAACAAAUUGCCAGAGAAGACCACCUCAUACUGAAGUGAGAUUUUUCCAACCCAAGUUCGCAGGGAUGCAGAGAUGCACAAUGAACAGAACUGUCAAUGGCUCCAGCUGCAGCUCCACAGCAGUGCCCAUGGAGUGCUACAUGGUCUUCAAUGAUCCAGCUCAGAAGAUUGCCAUUGCUGUGCUGUGCUGCUUUAUUGGGAGCCUUUGCAUCUUGGAGAACUCCCUGGUGUUGUAUCUCAUAUUUUCUUCCCAAAAGAUCCGGAACAAACCUUCCUAUCUCUUCAUCAGCAGCCUGGCUGCAGCAGACAUACUAGCUAGUUUCAUCUUUGUCUCCAGUUUUGUAAAUUUCCAUGUUUUCAAUGGGACUGAUUCCUCGAAGGAAGUCUUCUUGCUGAAGCUUGGCGGAGUCACCACGUCCUUCACAGCUUCCUUGGGCAGCCUGCUGUUGAUGGCAUUUGAUCGAUACAUCUGUAUCCUUAAGCCAUCAAGAUACAAGGUCAUCAUAACAACUAGAAGAGCUGUGACAGCUUUGGUGGUUCUCUGGGUUACCAUUGUUCUCAUCGCCUACCUGCCCCUCCUGGGAUGGAACUGCUGCACCUUGAACUCUACCUGUUCUGAGUUGUUUCCAUUUGUCAACACCACGUAUCUCUCAAGCUGGACUGCUUUAGUAGUGAUCCUUCUGAUAUGUAUUGUGUAUGCUUAUAUGCAUGUCCUUUGGAAGGCCCAUAAGCAUGUGUUGUACAUGAAGAAGCACCACACCCAAGCUGGACUACAAAACACAAGGAUGAGAAUGGACAUCAUGUUGGCCAAGACCUUAGUGAUUGUCCUGGUGGUUCUCAUCAUGUGCUGGUUGCCAGUCUUGCUGCUCAUGACUUACAGCAUGUUUGACAAACUGAAUGACACCAUCAGGAAAAUAUUUGCCUUCUGUAGCACUCUUUGCCUGGUGAACUCUAUGAUUAACCCUGCUAUCUAUGCCUUACGGAGCAGGGAGUUGUGCUCCUCUUUGAGGAAAGUCUGUUCCUGUUUGGCAAGGAUUCCUGGUUUCCCAGAGAGCAACCCAGAAGCAGAGAGCACUCAAAAGUCUGGCCCAGCAGAAACCCUUUGUGAUGAAGAAAUCUGCAAUACAGAGUUAGAACCAAAGAAUAACUGAACUCUAACACACACAGGCAGAUGGAUGGUUUCUUCCCAUUUGUAAAGACUCUGAAGCUUAUUUUCUAGAGGCUCAAUUGC